This is a messenger RNA of Neltuma alba, 1314 nucleotides long. RefSeq lists its product as uncharacterized. The record is from RefSeq and is a predicted model, not a curated record. Bases 170 to 943 code for a protein of 257 amino acids. NCBI's taxonomy places the organism in Eukaryota, Viridiplantae, Streptophyta, Magnoliopsida, Fabales, Fabaceae. The transcript is spliced from 2 exons.
UCUCUCUGACGUCCCUUUUAUUCUAGCCUACCUUUUGCUACCCUGUUUCAAGCCAUUCUAUUCAACAGUACAAUCAAUCCAUCCUCUGCUUUUUUUCUGUACUGUUUUUUCUCUUCAAAUCUGGGUGUGGGUCUGUGUGGUUCCUAGUUUUUCCCAAAGAUUGAUCGAAAUGGCAGUCGAACUUUGCUCUGAGAAUUGUGGGGCUUCUACAAUGAGUCCGAGAAUUUCGUUCUCGCAUGAUUUCUCUCAAUCAGAUGUUAUCCCAGUUGAGCAAACCCCUUUUAGAUCAAACUCCUCUGGUUUGAACUCCAGCUUUGAUUUUGAUGUUUGUGUUCGUGAGAGCUUGGAGCAAGAGUCAUCUUCAGCGGAUGAGCUCUUCUCUGAUGGCAAAAUGAUUCCCACUGAGAUCAAGAAGAAGAAGAAGAAGAAAGACCAAUCACCACUUCAUCAAACCGUCCCACCCACUGAAACUGUUCGUGAAAAUGCCUCAACCAGGAAAACAAUCAGGAACGAAAGCCUCAGAGAGCUCAAGCAGCAGCAACCUGUAGUGAAUACUGAUGAAGUUGAUGAGAAGCAGAGUUCUAAUUCUAAUAAUACUAACAAGUCGUUCUGGGGAUUCAAAAGAAGUAGCAGUUGUGGCAGUGGUGGCUAUGGAAGAAGCUUAUGUCCUUUGCCACUUUUAUCAAGAAGCAAUUCGACUGGUUCUGCUCCUACCCCAAGUGCUAAGAGGAUGCCACUUUCAAAGGAAGGUCCCAACAUGAAGCAAAAUCCUCACAAGCAUACUCCCACAAGGCCUUAUCAAAAGCCUCCACUGAAGAAAAUCCAUGGAUCUUAUGUCCAUAAUGGCGUUAGAGUCAACCCUGUUAUCAAUGUUCCUUCUGCAAAUUUAUUCGGCUUGGGUUCAAUCUUCUCCAGCAACAAGGAUAAGUCCAAGAAGAAGUGAUCCACAGAAAGUUUCCAUAAGGGGAUCAAGAAGACAGAGAGAGAGAGGGGGGGAGGGAGAUGAAAGAAGCGCAGGAAUGAUAUAAUGCAGGCACAUGGUUUGGGGCACAAAAAGACAGGUAAUGGUAGCUUUCAUGGCUGUCCCUUGCUUGUUUGUUUGUUGUUGUACCUUUGUUAUUUGGUCAGACAAUGUGUAAAUACAUUGAUUUUGGUUCAGGUUUUUUUUUUUCCCCCCCUUUUUAUUAUUUGCUUGUUCUUGUUCUUCUUCUCUUCUCAUGCCUGCUGAUGCUGCAGUCUCUGAAACAUGAGACUGAUAGAGAAGAAAGAAGCUUCUUUUGUGCAAUUUUAUGAUGAAAGAGAUUGGUUUGUUCA